This is a messenger RNA of Leptinotarsa decemlineata (Colorado potato beetle), 710 nucleotides long. RefSeq lists its product as uncharacterized. The record is from RefSeq and is a predicted model, not a curated record. Gene Ontology annotation, cellular component: plasma membrane. Gene Ontology annotation, molecular function: protein binding. NCBI's taxonomy places the organism in Eukaryota, Metazoa, Arthropoda, Insecta, Coleoptera, Chrysomelidae.
ACGUCUUCAACCAUAUUUCCAGCAUAGAAGAGUUGGGUUUAAAAUACAACCAAAUAGACUUCAUCGAAAAUCAAGCCUUCGCGAACUUGACCGCCUUGAGAAAAUUGGUCUGCAGGCACAAUAACCUGGAAUAUUGGAACAGAGAAUGGUUUGAUGCCACUCCAAAUUUGAAAAUUAUGGAUUUCCAGCAUAACAAAAUUAGAACGAUCCCAAGAAAAGCUUUCGCAGCUCUCCCAAACCUAAAAGGAAUUUUCUUCGGAUACAACGAAAUUAGCGACAUCCAGCCAGAUGCCUUCAAGGGAUUGACCUAUUUGGCAUAUGUGGAACUGAGAAACAACAGGCUGAAGGUCCUAAAUGAAGAUAUUUUUCCAAACGACAUCAAGAUCAAUAGAUUGUUGCUCACCGCCAACUAUCUCAAUUUCAUUUCCAACGAGGUUCUGAAGAAAAUGUCCGUGGAGGAGGUUCUCUUGUACCACAACCCUUGGAAAUGUCCGUGUCUCGAUAGGAUAAACUACUGGCUUUAUACUACCAAAGGAACUUCAGUCAAAGUGCCUGAGUGCGAGGUCGAUUCAAUUCCAAUUUGUGCUUAUCCGAAUUUGUACUCCCAGUCGUGUUUGGAAUAUGUAGACGAUGAACUUACUCAAAGGUAUCUCAAUAGUGUCAAGGCCUCUUCAACUGAUGAACAUAAAUAUUGUGCAAGAUUAGACUGA